Messenger RNA from Cucurbita pepo subsp. pepo (vegetable marrow), 1443 nucleotides. Its product is annotated as Molecular chaperone Hsp40/DnaJ family protein. NCBI's taxonomy places the organism in Eukaryota, Viridiplantae, Streptophyta, Magnoliopsida, Cucurbitales, Cucurbitaceae. Gene Ontology annotation, biological process: response to heat; protein refolding. The record is from RefSeq and is a predicted model, not a curated record. Gene Ontology annotation, molecular function: ATP binding; heat shock protein binding. Gene Ontology annotation, cellular component: cytoplasm; chloroplast thylakoid membrane.
CUGUUUUUAUUAAUACAAAAACCCUGAAUCCUGAUCAUCCUCCUCGCGAAGGCCUGCGCUCCACCUCGAGCAACAAUGGCGCUUAUUUGCAGUCCCUGCAAUGCCAAGCUUAACCCGAAACCUAGGAUUCGACUACUUUCUCUAUCGGCAAUUCCUAACGUCUUGAAUUUUCGCAGUCCGCCUUCUAUCAGCUUUUGUUCCAGCUUGAACUAUUCUGAAUUUUCCCGCGUGGUUCGCCCGCUUAGGGGAACGGAUUUUCAAACCAGACGUCGGUUAAAGUCUGUGUACUGUGGUGCAGCAGCAACAGGUGCCGCUGCUACUGAUCACUAUUCGACGUUGAAUGUUAGCCGGAAUGCCACAUUACAGGAAAUAAAAGUCUCAUAUAAGAAACUCGCUCGCAAGUACCAUCCCGAUGUGAACAAGAACCCUGGAUCAGAAGAGAAAUUCAAAGAGAUAAGUGCUGCAUAUGAGGUCCUAUCAGACGAUGAGAAAAGAUCUUUAUAUGAUCAGUUCGGUGAGGCAGGUUUGCAGGGAGAAUAUGACGUAAGGAGCAGUGGUUCACCCGGGGUCGACCCCUUUGAAAUUUUUGAUGCAUUCUUUGGCGGAUCAGAUGGACUUUAUGGAGAAAGAGAUGGAAUUGGAGGCAUCAAUUUAAAUAAGAGGAGCGGAAGAAACCAAAAUCUUGAUAUUCAUUAUGACCUGCACUUAAGCUUUGAAGAAUCAGUGUUUGGAGGGGAGAAGGAAAUUCAACUUUUUUGUUUUGAGGCGUGUGAAAACUGUGAUGGAACGGGUGCUAAAACAAGUAAUUGCAUAAAAGUGUGCGCCAGUUGUCAUGGAAAAGGAGGAGUUGUACAAACUCAGAGAACACCAUUUGGAAUGAUGUCUCAGGUGUCUACUUGUUCAGAGUGUGGUGGAGAUGGUAAGGUAAUAACAGAGUUAUGCCAAAGCUGUGGUGGCAGUGGUCAAAUGAAAUCAUUUAGAAAAAUGGAUAUAGUAAUCCCACCAGGCGUCAGUGAUGGAGCUACAAUGCGAAUUCAAAGAGAGGGCAGUUUUGAUAAGAAAAGGAGAAUGGCUGGUAACCUGUAUGUCACGCUCCGUGUAGAUGAAAAGCAUGGAAUUCGGAGAGAUGGUAUUCAUCUGUACUCCAAUAUUAGCAUUGACUAUACAGAGGCAAUUUUAGGUACUAUUGUGAAGGUUGAAACUGUUGAAGGCUUGAAAGACCUUCGAAUACCUGCUGGAGUUCAGCCAGGGGACAAAGUUAGCUUGUCAAGAAUGGGGGUUCCAAAUAUAAAUAAACCUUCUGUUCGUGGUGAUCAUCUGUUUAUCGUGAAUGUUCAGAUUCCAACAAGCAUCAGAGGAUGAGGGUUACGUGCUAGGAACUGAAUCCCUACCCACCCAAAAAGAAGCCAACAGAGAUGAAAAAGAGUAAAAGGAAUGUGAGAA